Molecule: messenger RNA, 318 nt
Organism: Lactuca virosa
Lineage: Eukaryota; Viridiplantae; Streptophyta; Magnoliopsida; Asterales; Asteraceae
Source: the annotation of a GenBank genome assembly
AUGGAAAAGCGAUGGAAUGGCAGGGAUAAUAGAUCUUUUGCAGAUGUUGUAGGUGGUAGGAACAAACUACGGAGAACUCUGCCCGACCAACCUCAAGAAUAUUCGACUCCAAUUAAAAUCGUGGAUGACUCACCGCUUAGGGGAUGGUUGAGAUGUAAGUUAACCUUGAUCGGGGAACUGUAUAGUUUGGAUCACCUGGAAAAGGCACCAUUCUCAUUCAAGAAUUGUGAUGGGUCAAAAUGUGAACUAAAAUAUCUGGGUGGGCUAAGAAUUGGUGUCAAGUUCAUAGAUGAAAAAAGCAGAGAUUCGUUCUUAUAA